AUGGGUGUAGCAUAUUUACAACAUAUUUGUGGAAUGCUUAGCAUCUCAAGUUAUCGUAUUGAACGCGUAAUGAGAAUAAAUAUGUUCCAAAAUAAUAACUUAAAGAAUGAAAAUUUGAUAUUUAAAGGAAUGAUAUAUGCCAUUGAUAUUCAUCGACAAGCUAUGAGAUUAUCUAAACUGAUGAUAUCUAAAUUUGAGAUAAUGUUAUUCUGCUUAAUCACAGUUGGAGUAAUCUGUUUGAGCCUCAAUCUUUUCCGAAUUUUUCAGAUUGAUAUAUCUGAGGAUAAUGUCAAUGACUUUCUAUUUCCUCUUAUAUUCGUAAUAUCCAGUAUUUUAUACAUGUUUAUUGCCAAUUAUAUUGGGCAAGAUAUUAUGGAUCACACUAAUCAUAUAUUCGUUACUGCGUAA
This is a messenger RNA of Acromyrmex echinatior (Panamanian leafcutter ant), 408 nucleotides long. RefSeq lists its product as uncharacterized. Gene Ontology annotation, biological process: sensory perception of smell; detection of chemical stimulus involved in sensory perception of smell. Gene Ontology annotation, cellular component: plasma membrane. Lineage: Eukaryota; Metazoa; Arthropoda; Insecta; Hymenoptera; Formicidae. The record is from RefSeq and is a predicted model, not a curated record. Gene Ontology annotation, molecular function: olfactory receptor activity; odorant binding.